Messenger RNA from Periconia digitata, 1437 nucleotides. NCBI's taxonomy places the organism in Eukaryota, Fungi, Ascomycota, Dothideomycetes, Pleosporales, Periconiaceae. The record is from the annotation of a GenBank genome assembly.
CUGACACUGGUUCGACUGUAGAUUGAUAAUUCGUAGCGAAAGAUGUUUUGCAAAAUCGUUGGUGGGUGCACAUAGACGAGGAUGAAGAUAAGACGCAAAAGAAUCCUUGUCAAAUUGUUGUUCGCACCUGGGCACGCUAGCACACGCAAUCACGUGCUCAAAUUGACAAUCGUGUGAUACAUCGCUUGUACAUUCGUCUUUUGUGAACUGGUAAAGAAAGGUGAUUCAGUCAUUAUGUUGAGACUCGAUAUAAACAAGAAGUUUGAGCCCCUGAGAUCCUGCGUAGGGAUGCACAAGAAGCUACACGAUCACUACAACUUUCAAAUCAUCUUCGAGAUGGCUACAGAACCGUCAGCUUCAGCUACACCCGUGAAGCAGGAAAAUGGUGUCGCAUCCGCGGCGGGCACUGCCAGUCGCUUCGAUCAAUUAUACGACAAAUGCGCAACGAGUCCACCUGGCACCGUUUUCUUCCAGCGCGAUCUUUCCGCCUUGCAAGUUGCAGAUACUAUGGAGGAACUGCUCGGUCUGAUUAACGGCUUGUGUGCUCAGCACCUCUUGAAGCAGCUGCUGUUCGACAAUGAGCCUUGCUGGAAACUGCGGGACCGACGUGAAGCUGAAAAAUUGCGAACACUGACGCCCGACGAACAUGUCCUCUAUCAACAUAUCGACCAAGCUCAAAAUGAGGGUGUCUGGUCCAAAGCCCUGCGCGCUAAAACUAAUUUCGCCCAACCCACGCUUACCAAAUGUCUCAAGUCCCUCGAGUCCAAAGACCUCGUUCAAUCUAUCAUGAGUGUCAAGUUUCCGGCUCGAAAAAUGUACUUGCUCAAGUACUUGACACCUUCAGAAGAUAUUGCGGGUGGCCUGUGGCAGAACAAUGGUGAUUUUGACAUGGCCAUGAUUGACGAGCUAUCCAAUGCUGCGCGCCAAAAGAUUGAAGAGUUAACUUGCGUACGCGUCCCAGCCAAGUGGAACAAUUACCAGCGAUCGGAAAGGGCAGCCGCCAUUGCGCACAAGAAAGCUCAUGUACUGGGGUUACGAGAUAUUGAAGACGGCGCUCCCGUACGCCCUUACAAGCUACCUGUGCAUGGCAGUUCAACUCGGCUCGUUUACAAAAGCAAUCCUACAUACCCAACCGCCACUACGAUGGCGGCCUGGCUGAAUGGAACCGAUGUUCUAAAGGGCAAGGUCGCACGCGAUGUAGACAUGGAACAGCUGCUGGAGAUGAUGGUUCUCGAUGGCCGACUCGAAAAGGCAUCGGCGAUUUCUUAUCGCACAGCUCUGAAUAUAAAUGACACAAAAACUCUGAACGGAUUCGUCGAUGCCCCUUGCGGCACCUGCCCUGUCUUCGAUCUUUGCGCUGACGACGGAGAUAUUUCUGCCAGAACCUGCGUGUACUUCGGCGAGUGGCUCGGAACGGAAUCAGAGGAAAUAUAUUGA